Camelina sativa (false flax) is the source of this 1251-nucleotide messenger RNA. RefSeq lists its product as uncharacterized. Lineage: Eukaryota; Viridiplantae; Streptophyta; Magnoliopsida; Brassicales; Brassicaceae. Gene Ontology annotation, cellular component: membrane. The record is from RefSeq and is a predicted model, not a curated record.
AGACUAACCUACUAAUUUCCUUCUAUAAUAAUUAGCAAAUCAUGGCACUGAUCGUUUACUGGUAUGACUUUAUCUGCUUUGCGAUAGUCGCAGCUGCGAUCGUGGCGUCCUUGUGGUUUCUAUUGCGAAGAGAACGAGGCUGCUUAGGAAUUGAUGAUACGGCCUACUAUAGCUUUUUACUACUGCAUAGAUCGAAGGGGCUUGGUUCGGCUCGGUUGUGGACCAGUUGCUGGAGAAGGUUGCAUCCAGGAUGGCUUCUCUUCACUCGUUCCACCUCUUUUCUCUCCAUGGCUGCUUUACUGGCUUGGGACGUCAUCAAGUGGGACGCAAGCAUCUUCGUCUACUACACAGAAUGGACUUUCAUGCUUGUGAUCAUCUACUUUGCGAUGGGUAUUGUAGCUUCGGUAUAUGGUUGCUUGAUAUAUUCUAAUAAGGAGCUAACACUGGAAACUGGUGAAGAUGCGGUUGUAGAAAAGGUCGGAGUUGAAUUCAGGCAAAGAUUAGGGGUUUAUGGUUAUUUCAUGCAGACAAUUUUUCAGACAUGUGCAGGGGCUGUAGUGAUGACGGACAUUGUGUUUUGGCUAGUUAUAGUUCCUAACCUCUCAAAUGCUCACUUCGGGUUAAACACAUUGAUGAUUUGCAUGCACACGGCAAAUGCAGGCUUUCUCCUGCUUGAAACAGUUCUCAAUAGCCUUCCCUUCCCUUGGUUUAGAAUUGGAUAUUUCGUUCUAUGGAGUUGUCUCUACGUUGUUUUGCAAUGGAUAAUCCACGCAUGUGGCUUCACUUGGUGGCCAUAUCCAUUCCUCGAGCUCGAUAGACCAUGGGCUCCAAUAUGGUACUUGUGUAUGGCAAUUAUUCACAUCCCUUGCUAUGGAGCUUAUGCAGCAAUCGUAAUAGCCAAGAACUCAUGCUUCACCUAUCUAUUCCCAAAUGCUUUUGUAAAAUCAUAUAAUCCUAAUCUAUUCAUAAAACCAAACACAGCAAUAUCUGUAAUCUGAAGAUUUGAUUGUAUGAUCAAUCACGGAAUAAGAUUUGAAAGCAAUUUGAAUAACAGUACAGAAUUAGAGAGAGAGAGAGAGAGAGCAUAAUAUCCAUAACAAAAGACCUAGAUAUGAAAUUCAGAACCAAAGAUGUUCAACAUAAGAUCCAUAACAACAAAAAAAAACACAGUUCCAAAAUAAAAUAAAAAAAGCAGUAUCGAAUUCAAAAGAUAGGAAUAAGAGAGAGAGAGAGAGAGAGAGAGAUGAUAAA